Molecule: messenger RNA, 2199 nt
Organism: Penicilliopsis zonata CBS 506.65
Lineage: Eukaryota; Fungi; Ascomycota; Eurotiomycetes; Eurotiales; Aspergillaceae
Exons: 4
Coding region: 176-2122 (648 amino acids)
Biological process (GO): DNA-templated transcription; positive regulation of transcription by RNA polymerase II
Molecular function (GO): zinc ion binding; sequence-specific DNA binding; DNA-binding transcription factor activity, RNA polymerase II-specific
Source: RefSeq, a predicted model, not a curated record
CUGAAUGUGACGGCCCGAAUCAAAUGAAAUCAUCAAUUGGUGGCUGCAAAUGAGGGGAAAGAGGAGAGGAGAGAAAGAGAUAUCCCUCUCCCCUUGCCCACGCUAAACUAGAGCAGGACUAGGCAUCUGAACAAUCUCUCCGUCAUCAAACAACCUCUUGAACUCAUCUCUGCCGAUGCCUCUGUUUGAAGCUAUUGGCGAAUACACUCCGUCGGUGGUCAAGUCGUGCAACAGAUGUCGCUCCCGGAAGGUCAAGUGUGAUCUGAAGAUCCCCCAGUGUUCGGCAUGCUCCAGACAAGGGGAGGCCUGCAACAUCACGGAGUAUGUCGCGUAUCCGUACUCGCUGGUUGAACGACUGCAUUCCCGGGUGCAGGAACUCGAACAGCAGCUGGCCCAGAAGGGAGCCGGCCAGUCGGGGCCUCAGCAGGCGGCGUCGGACAGCCUGGGAUGGUCGGCCGAUGUCACCAAAGAAGCAGAAGAAGUCGGCGUCCUGGCCAUUGGGUUUGCAGAUCCCUAUUCCCACUCGAAAUAUGUUGGCGCUGCUGCUGGAUCGACCUUUGCUCGGAUCUUCUUCAAGCAGGUUGGAUUAGACGUCUCGUCGGCAAAGCCUGCUGCUGGACGAUAUGAAUCGCCAGACCUGGAGACGCCCACGGCGACGAUUCCAUCGCGAGCCGUCGCCGCCAGCCUGCUGUCGGUGUAUAUCGCGCGCGUCCACAUCUGGUGGCCCUUUUUGCAUCUGCCCUCGCUCCGGGCCUGCUUCCAGGGGAUGUACCAGGCGCCCCGACGAUGCAGCGACUGGCACAAGUUCAUCUUCUUCGUCGUGCUGGCGCUGGCCUCGGACGUGGCGGCAAUCAACACAGACACGCCGUCGCCGACUCUGCUGGACGUCAACACGCCGCCGGAAUACCUCCAAACGGCGCUGCACUUCUUUGCCCGCUUCCACGACCAUCCGCGCGAUCUGCCCGGCCUCCAGGCCGUCGUGCUGCUGACCAUCUGGAUGCUGAACUCGCCGGCCCCGAAGCACGGCAACGACCUGUGGCAGCUCACGCGCUACGCCAUGUCGGUCGCCCUCGAGCUGGGCAUCCACCGGCACAACCCGGCGUGGAACUUCAGCGCCGACGACUUUGAGCUGCGCUCCCGUCUCUGGUGGACGAUCUACAGCCUCGAGCGCUCCGUGGCGCUGAGUACCGGCCGCGUGCUGUCCGUCCGCGACCAGGCGAUCGAUGCGCCCACCCCGGCGUCGCGCCCCGGCAGUCUGGACCGACUCACGGCGCACGAGGCCGACGCCGCGCCGCUCUACCAGGCCAAGACGGUCUGGCUGUUUGUGCAGAUGGUCGAGCUGCGCAGGAUCGCCGGCCAGGUGCUCGAGUCGAUCUACAUUGCGCGCGGCCAGGACGGGCGCUGCGCGUCGCUGACUCUCCACGAGAUCCGCUCCAUCUCGGACGGCCUGCAUCGACGGCUCGACCGGUGGAAGGGCCAGCUCGACGCCGCAGGGUUGGGCCCCGGAAGGGAAUACAAGCUGAUGAAGAUCGAGUACUGCCUGCUGCUGCUGCAUCUCAACCGGCCCUCGCCCACCUUUAUGAUCCCCUCGCAGAAGAUGGUGGCCAUCUGUUCCCAGGCCUCGUCCAGCGCGUUGAAACAGUGGGCAGCCAUGGCGGCAGCUGAUGGCAUCCAUGCUGUCUGUCGAUCCCAUUGCCAGUUCCAUCAUAUCCUCAUGGCAGGCUUGUCUCGUCUUUAUUGCGACUGGCACAUUCAGAAACUCACACAGAAUACAACACCUUCUGUUCGCCCCGAAGAUGCCGCCAUCUGCCAGGAUCUGCUGAAAAAGGGCGUCGUCAGCCUGGGAAACCCGUCGCUCUCCAAGUUUGUCCAGCUCUUCGCCGUCGUAACCUCAAAGGUAUACCUUUACUAUCCCGAGAUGUCACUCUCCCAUCCCCCGGAUUUCUCAGGCUUCGAGGCGCAGCCUGCCGACAGCAUGUCCCUGGAGCCCGAGGGUCUGGAAGCAUAUCUCCACCAGGUGUCGGACAUUUUCGAUAACGAGAUGAUGGACAUUGACGACAUGCUGACGGCCUGGUAUGGUACUCUGCUGCAUGAUGCUAAUGAAGAGAGUGCGGGCAUAUAAGUAGAUCUUCAGGUCUGGUUGUUCUGAUGAUAUCACUAGGUGUUAAUCUAGAUAUGUCUCAAGAUAAUAAAUGAACA